This is a messenger RNA of Panicum hallii, 1275 nucleotides long. RefSeq lists its product as uncharacterized. The coding region runs from base 1 to 1275 and encodes 424 amino acids. Lineage: Eukaryota; Viridiplantae; Streptophyta; Magnoliopsida; Poales; Poaceae. The record is from RefSeq and is a predicted model, not a curated record. The transcript has 7 exons.
AUGGGGAAGACAAUAGAGUCUGACAAUGAAUAUGACCCAUCCUCUGACAUUGAUAACCAAUGUGACAGUGAUGAUGACUACGAUGAUGACCUAAAACAUGAGGAUAAUACUGAGAGCUCUAGGCAAAGCAAUGACAUCAAUGAUGCAAAUGACCAAGUUGAUGCCGAUUCAGAGGGUCAUACAAUUGAAGGAGAACCAGUUGGUGACUUUGUUCCUGCGCCCCGAAAGGAAGUCCGCAAGAAAACCAUAGGGCUUGGCUUAGAGAAGAUGAUAAAGAGAGGAAACAAGCUGCCUAUCCAAGUGGCUGAAGGGAAGAAAAGACCUGAUGUCCCACUUCAAGCAGCGAAGCUGGCAUCAGAAACUGGUGUAGCUCUUAGAGACAAGCUGCCUAUCUACACAUCUUGGAAGCUUUAUGAAAAAGAUGGGGGGCCAGUAGAAGUACAAAAAGUGCUUGAUAAAGUGGCGAAUAGGUUGGAUGUGGAUGUUAAGAAUGAUGGACCAAGCAAAUCUGCAUGCACUGAUAUCAUUAAGAAGGGAGUAAAGCAGCAGAGGUAUCACCUAAAAAGGAAGUACUUCGACGAGUCCCUCACAAUGGAACAGCUAUUGGCCAAAGAACCUCCACCUAAAAUGAAGACAGAGGAGUGGAUCGAGCUCGUAAAGUACUGGUGUGACCCAAAGAAUCAGGAGAAAUCUGCGAAGAAUAAAGUAAACCGAUCCAAGGUGCAGCUUCACCAAAAAACUGGUUCUAGGUCCUACAUAGCCUAUCGAUACAGCCUGAGGCCUAAGUACAACAACAGCGAUCCAGAUGCUGUAGAGUUCUUUGGGGAAUGUAUGAAAAGUUCCAAAAAUGGUCGCACUCCUCUUGCCAAUGAAAUAUAUGAACGGAUGGUGGCAGAGAAGGAUAGAGAGCCAGAAGAAGGAGAAGAAAAAAAAUCUCCCACCAAGAUUGUUGAUGAAACUCUUAGCGAGAUCAGCCGGUCAUCCACAUUUCUUCCUAACAUUGGUGCCCCUCGACCAUCAAAGAAUGCUCAGUCCUCAUCAACAGCAGCACAAGCACGCAUCCGAGCUGAGUUUGAGGCAACCCUCCAAGCUGAAAGAGAGGAAGCUGCUAGGAAGCGGGAAGAGUUGCAGGCACAACUUCAAGCUCAGCAGGACGCACUUGAAGAAAACCAAAACUUGCUGCGGCAGACCCAAGAGGAAGUGAGGGGGAUGACUAGCAGGUUUGAGGAGACUAAUGCGCUGCUGCGAGCUGUCCUGAGACUUCAGAAAGAUUGA